UUCCUCGCCUUUUUCCUUGCAUGUCUAAAUUGCCAGCACGAGCAUAAGGACCCUCCCGUAGGCGCCCCUAUCCUAUUCCAAUGUCUCUCGUCGAGUCCCCAGUCGCCAAUGGGACAUCUGUGAAGCGUCUCCGGACGGUAUGCUACGAAAAAAAUUGGGUCAACUCCCAAGGAGUAUUCCUUGGGGAACGGCCCCUCCUGUACUCGCUCCCCCUCUUGCUGUCGGAGGUCAUCGUAAUGUUCUUGUUGUCAAAUGCAACUCACCAUGUCCUUGGGCACCUUGGCCAACCUCGAGUUGUCUCACAAAUAGUGACGGGCAUACUACUGGGGCGGUCUGUGAUGGGGCGGAGCACCAAGUUUCGGAGGACCUUGUUCCCGGCGCGCGGCACCUUCCUCCUGGACAUCAUCUCCUUCUUCAGCCUCAUGCUCUUUCUCUUCACCAUAGGUGUCAAAACCGACCUCAACCUCAUCAAGAAGCCCGGCAAGCGUGCACUGAUCAUCGGCAUCGCUGGCUUCGUCCUCCCCUUCGUCCUCUCGACCGCAUUCAUCGCUGCGCUCCAGCCCCACUUCCCUCCGGACCUCGGUAAUGGCACGCUCCUCUUCGACCUCUCCUCCCGCCUCUCCCUCGCGUCCUUCCCUGUCAUUGCCGACGCCCUCGGCGAGCUCCGCCUCCUCAACUCGGAGCUCGGCCGCAUAGUCAUGUCAGGCGCGCUCGUCACCGACAUAAUAAGCUGGGUCCUGGGUGCUGCUUCCACCACGUACAGGCUGGCCAUGCAGUCCCGGAGCCCGGCGUGGCCGGUGGCCACCGUGGCGGCGCUUGCGCUGUUCCUGCUCUUCGUCAUUUUCGUGGCACGGCCAGCGACCAAGUGGGUGGCGAAACGGACGCCGCCAGGGGAGUUGCUCGACGAGGGGCCCUUUGUGUGGCUGCUAUUGGCCGCGCUGGCAUCGGGGCUUCUGACCGAUAUGAUGGGGUACCGGGCGUUGCUGGGGCCGUUCAUACUGGGGCUAGCGCUGCCGGGGGGGAUGCCGGUGGGGGCGACGAUGACGGAGAGGGUCGACUCCUCCUUCUUGGCGUUGUUCUUGCCUUCUUUCAUGGUGUUGGCCGGGUUCAGGACGGACUUCUCCGAGUUGAAUAGCUUGAAGGCGUCGGGGAUGCUGGAGCUGGUGGUGAUCCUGUGCUAUGUGGGGAAGCUAAUGGGCUCCGUAGCCGCCUCGCUCUACUUGAAGAUGCCUCUCCGGGAUGCCAUCACUGUGGGGCUCAUGUCCAACAUUAAAGGGAUCAUCGAAAUCUCCCUUAUCAAUGAUUGGGGUGACAGGGAGUUGUUGACGGUGGAGCACUACUCGAUUUUGACGGUGUCGGUGAUGUGCAUCACGGCAGUGAACAUGCCGCUGAUCAGGCUCCUGUACAACCCGUCGGUGCGGUACGUCUCCCGGAAGCGGCGCACCAUCCAGCACGCGAAGCCCAACCACGAGCUCCGCCUGCUGGCCUGCAUCCACAACCAGGACCAAGUCGCCGGCGUCCUCGACCUCCUUGAGUCCUCCCACGCCACCCAGGACUCCCCCAUCUCCCUCACCGUCCUCCACGUCUCCGAGCUCGUCGGCCAGGCCGCCUCCGUCCUCCGCCCCCACAAGCGUAGCCACCGAUCGUCCGCCCACCCCUCGACCUCCGACCACAUUGUCAACGCCUUCCGUUACUUCGAGCAGCAGCAAUCCUCACCCGGCGCCGUCUCCGUCCACCCGUUUGUCGCCAUCUCCCCAUACGCCACCAUGUACAACGACGUCUGCUCCCUCGCGCUUGACCGCAAGGUCAACGUCAUCCUCCUCCCCUUCCACAAGCAGUCGGACGGCGCGAGCGAGACCGCCAACCAUGCUUUCCGCUCCCUCAACCGCUCCGUCCUCGACUUCGCCCCCUGCUCCGUCGCCAUCCUCGUCGACCACAGCCUCCCGGCCGGCACCACCUGCGCCCGCACCAACUGCCUCCUCCAGCGUGUCGCCGUCUACUUCCUCGGCGGCCCCGAUGACCGCGAAGCCCUCGCCUACGCCUCCCGCAUGGCCGCCAACGACAGCAUCUACCUCGCAGUCAUCCGUAUCGUCUUGUCUGCCAACAACACCCCGUCGGAGCCUGACGAGGAAGCGAUGCAAGAUGAGCGCAUGAUCGAGGAGUUCCGCGACCGCCACGGCGACGCCGAGCGGGUCACGUACAUGGAGAAGGCGGUGGAGGAUGGUGAGGGGACGGCGGCUGUGGUACGGGAUAUGAGCAACAAGUAUGACUUGUUGAUAGUGGGGAGGAGGAAGGGGCUGGAGUCGUCGCCGUUGACUAGCGGGUUGUCGGAGUGGAGCGAGUGCCCGGAGCUGGGGAUCAUUGGGGACAUGCUUGCGGUGGCGCACUUCGAGCGGAAGGUGUCGAUAAUGGUGGUGCAGCAGCAGCAGCUCGACAGAGUAGCAGGGGAGGGAGGAGGAGAUGGUGGUGGUAGUGUUGCCGGUGCAAGGAAGAGACAAGGGGGAAGAAUGAUGGCUAACAUCCUCAAUCCCAACAAUAAACAGCCGGAGGAGGUGAAGGAUGUUUUGAUUCACAGGCAGCCUUAAACUAAAUUAGACUACAAAGGUUUUCCUUUUAGGAGUUUUGUUUUGGAGAUCUCAGAUAAUGGUAAUAGUCUCCCGCACUUCUGGACUAUGGAGAGAUGAACAUAGUAUCGCAAGAAGGAUCUGGGUUCGAGCAGCCAAUUAAGUUUCCCAUGGCUCCACCAGGCCAAGUUCAGUUUGUGGGAUGAUGUAGUACUGGGUUCUAAGUAUCGUACCUUAAACAUAUAUCUCAAAGCUUGUCAUGCAUUGCACCGGGCCAUGAGUCCAUUUAAGAUUCUUUUUUGUAGUUACGGUUCGACCGGACCGAGUCCAAGUUUAUCGGUUGCCGUGGUACCGUGGUACCGUGUUCCAAGUAGUGUACCUUCAGCUCGUCUUUUAAAAAUUAUCAUGUAUUUUCUCAUACGCGAAUCUUGAAACCUGCAAUGUAAUGCACUCAACAUGGAUCUUUCCGUCCUGUUUAUAUAAU
Phoenix dactylifera (date palm) is the source of this 3048-nucleotide messenger RNA. The record is from RefSeq and is a predicted model, not a curated record. NCBI's taxonomy places the organism in Eukaryota, Viridiplantae, Streptophyta, Magnoliopsida, Arecales, Arecaceae.